Corticium candelabrum is the source of this 5893-nucleotide messenger RNA. RefSeq lists its product as uncharacterized. Gene Ontology annotation, molecular function: A2-type glycerophospholipase activity; calcium ion binding. NCBI's taxonomy places the organism in Eukaryota, Metazoa, Porifera, Homoscleromorpha, Homosclerophorida, Plakinidae. Bases 22 to 5535 code for a protein of 1837 amino acids. Gene Ontology annotation, biological process: arachidonate secretion; phospholipid metabolic process. The transcript is spliced from 26 exons. The record is from RefSeq and is a predicted model, not a curated record.
GCCACGUACACAAUUAAUUGGAUGGAAACAUUGCAACUUCGAGGUGAUGACCUGACAGGAAGUCGUGUUUUUUCAAACAAGAUGGUUGCAGUGUUUGGAGGACAUGAAUGUGCAGACGUACCUGUAGGUAAAGGUGAUUGUGAUCAUCUAGUCGAGCAGGUGCCUCCGAUUACAACGCUUGGUAAGCAUUUUGCCACUGUACCGUUAGCAAUGCGAACAGGAGGAGACAGAUAUCGUGCAAUAGCAUCACAACAUGGCACUAAUGUUACAAUCAAUGGGCGGUUACAGGCAUCUAAUUUGUUAGCAGGACAAUUCAACGAAUUCCAGGCUUCUUCUAAGGCAUUUCUGUCAAUUGAAUCCACUCGGCCAAUACUACUAAUGCAGUACUCACAGGGCUCAUCUGUUGACCGCACGAAUUCUGACCCAUUCAUGUUGAUGAUCCCUCCAAUCGAGCAAUACAGAUCAAGAUAUAUCAUCAGUACACCACCAGCUCGGCCAGUAACGUUCAGUAACUACUUAGCGAUUAUUGUGAGAUACGAUAAAAAGGAUGGGCUGAGACUUGAUAAUCAACCGUUACCUUCUUCUGUUUUGUGGAGAAACAUUACUGGUCAGACACUUGCAGGAACUAAUGUACCAAUAUCUAUAGGAUCACAUAUAGUCCAUCAUGUGGAUAAGAGCAACUUUGGACUGAAUAUUUAUGGUUUUCAAGAUGACGAUUCAUACGGAUAUCCUGGAGGACUGCAAUUAAUGGCACAGUGUGUAGUAAAGGUGCCUGAUCAAAUUACAGAUAUAGACGAAUGUGCUCCAAACAAUGGUCGAGGUCCUUGCCAAUUCUUGUGCACUAACACAUUUGGAUCAUUCCAGUGUUCUUGCCAACAAGGUUACUUCUUACAAGCUGAUCGAGUCUCGUGCCUUCAAUCUACUCAGGAGUGCCUUUGUUCAAGCAAAGGCAAUGGAAUAUGUAUAAGAGGUGGUUUAUGUGAAUGUACAAUAGGAUGGGGUGGUAUAACGUGCAGCGAUCCGCAAUGUCAUCUUCUCAAUGAAUGCUCUGGCAAAGGAAUUUGCAUUGGACCUAACAAGUGUGAGUGCGACAGGGGUUGGACAAGUUUUGCCUGUGCUGUCAGUACUUGUCCACAAUUUACUACGUGUUCUGCUUGCUCUCAAGUACCCGACUGUGGCUGGUGUGACUCACAACAGAAGUGCAUGACAGGGACAGGGUUUGGACCAUCAGACAAAGACACUUCAUGCCCUGAAUGGUUCUUCUACAGUUGCGUAACGGUGAAAGAUACCUUAGUUGACGGAAAUACCAUCAUUUCAUUCAACCCUUUCUCUGACCGAAUUCAUGUAAUUGACUGUGAUGAGAGUUGUAUUGACUCCUCUGUGGCAAAUCGUGGUAACAGCCUUACAACUCCAGGAAGCCAAAUGUCCUGUGAUCGCCGUAAACGAGCAUGUAGACGCUUCUCUAGCUGCUAUAAAGAACGGCCAGAUUUAGCAUGUGCUAUAACCAACAACCUCAACUGUCGAGUCCACUCUGAGAUACAAUGUCCUAAUGGUCAACCGCCAUUUGACAGACUUAUUGUCAGCCCAACAAAUCAAUCAAAUAUGAUAACAGGAGGUGGAAAGGAUGUCUUUGGAAAACUUGUGAUCUCUCCAGCAGAUGGUGGCAUUGCAAACACAAAAAUAGACUUCAAGUUUCACGUCUAUUGUGCUACCUUCCAAGAUUUGUCAGAUUGGAAUGACUACGGCUGUUUCUGUGAUUCAUUCAAGAAUGCAAGCUUGGUAACAGAAAGACAAACAGUCGAUGAAACUGACGAGUGCUGUAAAGCACACAAUCAAUGUUAUGCUGCUGCUCCAUCCAGUUGUGAUUGUCACAAAGUACAAUCACUUGCAUUCAAUGCAGGAUGUAACAACUGGAAGUCGGCUAAAGGAUUCUGCCGAGAUCUGUCUCUCACUAGUCAAAAUGGUGCAUGUAAACAUUACUGUUGCCAGUGUGAUUUUGCUGGAGCUGAAUGUCUAGCACAAACUAGAAACACAAAGGCAGACAAAUUGUGGCGCAACUGGUUAGAUCCAACAAAGAGCCAGUGCAAUCAGAGGUGUGGAAGAGUUCCUGGAUGUGACUGCAAAACAGCAUGUUCUGGCAACGGAGUUAUUGAAAGUGUGGGACGUGACUCAGUCUGUCUCUGUUUUCCUGAAUGGCAAGGACAAUGCUGUGACCAACCUGACUGUUCAUGUCACAAUGCUGAUGAUCAAGACUGUUCAGGAAAUGGUGUUUGUAGACAAGCACUAGGAGACAGUAAUUCAUCCUGUAUUUGCAGUGAAGGCUGGACAGGACGUUGCUGUGAUGCCAGAAUACCUGUGACAAGGGCAGGUGACCCACAUCUAUCUACAGUUGAUGGACGAGAAUUUGAUUAUUUUGGAAUUGGGGAGUUUUGGGACUGCAGAAGCAAAGAGAAUGACUUUGGUGUGCAGAUAAGAUUCUUUGGCUACAAAACAACAUCCUUCACUGGUGCAGUUGCUAUCAAGACAGGAAACAUGACAACAACCAUCUACACACUCAACAACUCUGCUGGACAAAACAAUUUGCCUAAACUACGGAUAAAUGGAACACUUUUGAAUGAUACCUGGGACGAUUAUCCUACCAUUUAUGCUAUUGAUCCAGACUAUGUGAAACUUUAUGUACAACCAACUAGAGGUCUAGGUUCUGUGGUGCAGUAUCUCUUUCAGUUCAACUCUGGUGUCACAUACACGGUAGAUGUUCGAUACAGCAGCAUGCUGGAAAGACAAUAUAUUGACACGGAAACAAGACUGGUUGCUUCCUUCCUACGUCAAACAGAAGGUCUGUGUGGGUACAUGGAUAAUAAUAUGGAGAACGAUUUGGUCACACCUGAUGGAAAACAGCUGACCAACACAACAACCUUUGCAGAAUCAUGGCGUGUUGACCUGAGGGUUACCAAAACAGAUGACAAUGUAUGGUCAUGGACGUAUUCUAACUUUCAUCCUGAUGAUCCACUUGAUUUUUCGUACACAAAUCCAUAUCACAGGACCAUAUAUGGGACAGAACAGCUAAAUGGCACAGAAAGGAAGGAAGCAGAAAGAGAGUGUGCUACCAUUGUAUUGCAAGGAAAGCUUCUUAAUGAUUGCAUUUUGGAUAGAGCAUUAACUGGAGACAAAACAAUUAUACACCAGAAGGCAUUUCAACAAGGAAAAUGUCCUAAUGAUUGCUCUAAUCGAGGACGAUGCAGCAAUAGAUCAUGCAUUUGUAUUGACAGCUGGAUGGGCGAAGACUGCAGUCUGGGUGGCUGUGACAACUGUUCCACAAACAGUCAGUGCGUUAAUGGUUUCUGUAGAUGUAAUUUUGGCUACUUUGGAACAAAUUGCUCAAAAGCUACAUGCGAGAUGGUCAAUAACUGUACCAAUGCAACACAUGGACUAUGCAAGGCUCCCAAUAUCUGUCAAUGUAACACAGGCUAUCUGGGUGAUGAUUGCAGAACACCAGCAAUAUGUAGUCACAACUGUUCGUAUCAAGGCACUUGUAUUGAAGACAAUAAAUGUCUUUGCUAUUACGGAUGGGGAGGAAGCACUUGCAACAAGAGAACAUGCGAGAACUUGGCAUACUGUUCUGGUCAUGGCACUUGUCGUUCUGAUGGAACAUGUCAUUGCAGUGCAGGCUGGCGUGGAAGUUCAUGCGAUCUGUUCAGUUGUGAUGGUGUUGGUGACUGUUAUGGUCAUGGAGAUUGCAUCGAAGUAAACAAAUGUAGCUGCUAUGUUGGUUAUACUGGAGUAGCUUGCAACGUCUCUACUUCAUGUCCAUCCAAACGAAAUUGCAAUAACAAUGGUGUGUGUAUAAAUGCAGACACGUGUCUCUGUUUCACUGGAUACUUCGGUGAUGAAUGUGAGACAUUUGAAUGCAGUCAGGGAUGCUCAGGUCGAGGCACUUGUGAAGCACCAGAUAUCUGCUCUUGUAUUCUUGGCUGGACUGGAUCAGAUUGUUCAAUACCAUCAUGCGAGCAACUGCACUUUUGCUCAGGUAAUGGAAAAUGUGUUGGUCCUGACACUUGUCAAUGUGAUGAUGGAUGGGGUGGAUGGCUGUGCACUGAUUUCGACUGUAGCUCUGGCAACAGAAGUGGUAAUUGCUCUUUUAAUGGCAACUGUUCUACACCAGGAGUUUGUGCUUGCAACUUUGGCUAUUGUGGAGAUGACUGUCAAUACCUAAUCAUAAAUGAGUGUGAUGGCCUCUUGAAUAAUGCUACCACUAUAUAUCCAUGUGAUCAGAUCUGCAUUAAUACGUGUGAAUCGUAUCAGUGUGCCUGUUCAGCUGGUUAUAUUUUGACUGAUGACCUUACAACGUGUCAAGACAUUGAUGAGUGCAAUACAACUGCCUUGGCCAUUCGCUUGAACAAGUGUGAACAGUUGUGCUUCAAUAUCCCAGGAUCCUACUACUGCAACUGUAGUGCCGGUUACAGGCUUUCAAAUGAUCAAGGUUCUUGUGUUGAUGUCGAUGAGUGUGGUGUAAGUGACCUUUGUAGUCAGCAGUGCACAAACAUAGUUGGCUCAUACAACUGCAGCUGUAGAAAUGGUUAUCGACUCGAUGAUGACCAAGUAAUGUGUGAUGACAUCAAUGAGUGCGACACUACUGCCUUCGACAUUCACUCAAACAACUGUGAACAAUUGUGCAUCAAUGUUCCAGGAUCCUACUACUGCUCCUGUAAUGCUGGUUACCGACUUUCAGAUGACAAAAGUUCUUGUGUUGAUGUCGAUGAGUGUGAACUAAGUAACCGUUGCAAUCAACAGUGCACAAACAUGGUUGGCUCUUACAAAUGCAGUUGCAGAAGUGGGUAUCGACUCAGUGAUGAUCAAAGGACUUGUGAUGACGUUGAUGAGUGCAAGGAAAACAGUUCUGACUGCUCAGACUAUUGUUCCAACACAAUUGGCUCAUUCGUGUGUGACUGCACAAAUGAUGAGCUACUGGCAAGAAAUGGCAAGACCUGCAUAGACCUUCUGACAAGAGAUUUCAUCGUUAGUGCAACACAAGCAACACUUUCAAACAUCUCUAGUGAAGAGUUUGAGAAGCGACAGUCAGUAUUUUACCAGAUUGUUACUCAAGAAGUGUCAAGUUAUUGUCAACUUUCCGCAAACAACAGAUGUGGCAAUGUCACUGAAAACAUAAAGGCAAAUCUCUAUCUGCAGUUUGUAUCAGCAGUCUCUCACAACAAUUCACUUGCUGUCACUUUCCAUGUUUUCUCAGUCGACGUUUCUACACAUGCAAUCUUCGUAAUUCCACCCGAUCAAGUUGUUUUUGUUCUAACCAACAGCAAUGCACUACAAAUGGCUGGAUUUGUAGUAGUCAGAUUAGCUGCUGUCUUCUUUCCACCAUCAACAGAAACACCUACAGAGAGUACCAAAUCCAGUGGCUCCUUGAACACCGUUGCUGCUGUGGUUGGAAGCAUUGUUGGUGUUGGAGUGCCCAUACUUCUCUUGGUCAGUUAUGGGAUCUACCGCAACAUCAAGAAAACAAGAAAGGCAUAUGUUUUAUAGGAUCAGAGGACAAGCUGACAUGCGCGUGGCCUCAUUCAAUAUGUAAUUUUAUGCAGAAUACUAUCCCUAGUGUUUUUUUAUAAUUCUGCUUACUAUACAUGUGGAAACUGACUCAUUUGUGAGUUGCGCUGAUCUUAGUGUCACCUGUGGUUCUUGGUCUUACCUGGUAUGCAAAAUACAACACAGAGUUAGUCAGACUUUAACAUUUAUUAUUAUACUAGACUCUGGAGCGGCGGAAACUCCUUUGGAUUGGGGAAUUUGUAAUAGACCGCCGCCAUUUUGAUUCUAUCUGAAUGUGUUUGGUUUGUCAUUGAUUAAUCUGUGACAGAAGUAGCCAGAGUAGCAAGCAGACAGAUGA